UAUCGGCCUGGGUCUCGGAGGGGGAAAUUCGAAUGAGGGAUCACAAACAGCCCAGAUGGGGCUGCAGACGGCGGCACCUCGGAUUGUAAAUGGUUAUACGCCAUUCAGUUCCACCUAAGAUCAACUUCUGCGCAAGUCUGACAUGGCGACUAAACAACUGGCAAAACAGCUUGGCUUAAUAAGGAGAAGCUCUAAAACGUCUCUGUCUUCAAACAAUAUCUCACAUCCCAAAGCUAGACAAUUUUUUGAAUACCUAAUCAUCAUAGACUUUGAGUCAACUUGUUGGAAAGAUGGCAAGCAUUCUACUCAAGAAAUCAUUGAAUUUCCAGCCGUUCUGUUAAAUGUGGCAAAUGGGGAGAUUGAGUCUGAAUUCCACACAUAUGUGCAGCCCCAGGAACACCCAAUACUGUCAGAGUUUUGUACAGAACUCACCGGUAUAAAACAGUUACAAGUUGACAAUGGGGUUCCAUUGAAGAUCUGUUUGUCCCAAUUUAACAGUUGGAUUCAGAAGCUCCAAAAAGAAAAGGGUAUUGCUUUUGUUACUGCUGUACCAACUCAUUCAGCAGCAGAACACAAGAUGUGUGCCUUUGUCACAUGGUCAGAUUGGGAUUUGGGAGUCUGUUUGUUGUAUGAAUGUAGGCGGAAACAAAUGAAAAAACCUGACAUCUUGAAUUCAUGGAUUGAUCUAAGAGCAACGUACAAGCUUUUUUACAACCGCAGACCAAAAGGACUUAAUGGCGCUUUGCAGGAUUUGGGAAUUGAAUUCUCUGGAAGGGAGCAUUCUGGUUUGGAUGAUUCCCGCAAUACUGCAAAGCUGGCUUGGAGAAUGAUCCGUGAUGGAUGUGUGAUGAAAAUAACCAAAUCUUUAGAUAAGGUGAACCAUAAGAUUUCCUAUACAAGACCUGCGCAAGUGCUGCCAGCUCAGGAUGCCAAUUCUGUACAAGUGGGUAACAUCCAGACAUCUAAGAAGGAUUCAGAGAACAAUCCCCAGCAAUCUGGUAAAAAUGACACUUGUGGCAAUGCUGUGAACCUACAGAAGGAUCUAGAGCCUAGUUCUUUAAAAAUAAACAAUAAACCUGUUGUCGGUGGAGACAAAACUGUUACAAUGUUAACUGGACACCAAGGUCAAAAAAUAUUACCAUCUCAGACUUUAAUAAAUGGAUUAUCUACAACUCUUGGUAAUGGUCCCAAACGUUGCUUCACCAACAGAACUUCACUCGGCUCUCUGCAAACUGGGGCACCGCUUGGAGCUUUUACUUCUACACCAGCCGAGCACUCUCUGGUUUCAGGACAUGUUCUUAUGUCAACCACUGUUACCUCAGUUACUGACAUCUCUGCUUUGGAAAUAAGCUCUACAUCCGAGUGCUUAUCCAUGCUGGCUGAUUGGGAAGAUGCUGCUGUUAUAGAAGACUCUCAGGAAGAGCCAAGUGUCACAACAAAUGAACAAUCAGAUAUGUUAAUGGCAGAAUCAUCAGGUCACAUAACGUUGCCUGAAACAAAUACGGGAAACUGCAACAGAAUAGGGAAUGAUAAAUAUGGGCAUUUUCGACCACAAAUUUCUCAUUCACACUCUGUAGCAUAUCAAAGCCCUAAUACGACAAUUUAUAAUGUUAAUGUAAAGCAAACUGUGUCUAGUAGUUCUGCAUUUAAAAUACCUUGUGUGUUGGCAAGCAGAUCCACUGAAAUGAUGUCAGGCUCUGCACAGCUACACAACAUGCCUCUACCUUUGCCUUCAUUUCCAAAGAGGAAACUUUCAAGUGUAAGCUUUUACUCACCCCCCAAAAAACAGCCUUUUAUUAUACACGAAGAUAAGUGCUCUUCUAAUAACCGUUCUCUGCCCAUUAUCUCUAGCCGCCCUCACAAUGUGCCUCCUACCAUUUUAAAUGCUACAGUGAAUAACACCUUCAAAGCUGCCCGGUCUGGAAAAAUCACUGCCCCUAUGUGUAACUGUGGUCGGAGGGCAAAGAGGCUUACGGUUUCUAAUACAGGCCCUAACCAGGGCAAAGCUUUCUACACCUGCUCUGUAAAGAAAAGAAAUGAGGAAAACAAAAAAGGCUGUGACUAUUUCAAGUGGGAACAUACAGUUGUCAAGGAGAAGUCUGCUCAAUCCACAAUCGUGCUGUCUAAAAGCGGAAUUUCAUUUACCUCCAACAACAGCUUUACGCCAGCAAACUCUGCCUCUCGCAGGUCGUUUGUUUGCUUAAGACCCUCAAUGAGAACAUGAUUUUUAAACAAAUUCUUUAGCACAGAAAAGGGAACAUAAAUGUAAUGUCUUUUUUUAAAAUCAUUUUUAUUAGACACUUGCUUUUGAGCUCAGAUAUCAGAGCUUUUUAAUGAAUUGUAAAUAUACUGUAUAUUUUCAAUCAUAUGCUCUGACAGUAUGCUAAUGGAUUUAUUUUAAAGUCAGUGCCUACUCAUGAAGGUAACAGAUAUUUGUGAUGAUUUUUAUACAUUUUUUAUAUUUAAUAGACUAUGAAAUAAUGACUUAUUUUUUCAUGAAAAAAUAUUUAAUAAACUUUUUAAAAUCUA
This is a messenger RNA of Xenopus tropicalis (tropical clawed frog), 2529 nucleotides long. It is a transcript of the gene eri2, whose product is annotated as ERI1 exoribonuclease family member 2. The coding region runs from base 143 to 2224 and encodes 693 amino acids. NCBI's taxonomy places the organism in Eukaryota, Metazoa, Chordata, Amphibia, Anura, Pipidae. The transcript is spliced from 10 exons. Gene Ontology annotation, molecular function: zinc ion binding; nucleic acid binding; 3'-5'-RNA exonuclease activity. The record is from RefSeq and is a predicted model, not a curated record.